This is a messenger RNA of Pecten maximus, 1906 nucleotides long. RefSeq lists its product as uncharacterized. The record is from RefSeq and is a predicted model, not a curated record. The coding region runs from base 341 to 1426 and encodes 361 amino acids. The transcript has 4 exons. NCBI's taxonomy places the organism in Eukaryota, Metazoa, Mollusca, Bivalvia, Pectinida, Pectinidae.
CAGGUUUUGUUAUUGGUUUAAUGGCCUAUUGGUAAUUGGGAUACCUGUGAUUGGAAGGCUUGGAGCAAACGUCACCUUAAAACUGAGCGUGGAACUGGUAUGAUAGGUAGUAGGUCUGGAUCUCUGAUAAUGACAUUUUACCUAUAACUCACCUCGAACGCAUUGAUUUUCCGCCUGUAAGAUAAGACAAUAUUUAAGCACGCCACGUGUGUGUCGAGGACAUAUCAACUUUCGGACCAUCGUAGACAACACAAGUGCUUGUGACACAGGCCAAAAAUCUUAGACCGCAAACUAUAUUCUAAAAGUUAUAUCAAGAUAAUUUACUUUAAUUUUGUUAACAAUGGUUCGUUUAUUAGUGGGUAUUGUGGUGGUGGCGAUAUGCUGUGGACUAUCACAGGGACAUGGCCGGCUACUGGAGCCUCCCUCCAGAUCUAGCAUGUGGAGGUCAUUACGCGGCGGAUCUCAAGAAUUUCCUCAGGCUCCAAUCAACUAUAACGAUAACCAGCUCUUUUGUGGCGGGCGUAUCAAUUUUAUCUACCAACACCAGAAGUGUGGGAUAUGUGGGGAUCCCUACCAGGGUCCACGGAACAAUGAGGCUGGCGGGCGGUACGCCAAAGGAAUCAUUACCAGACACUAUACUUCCGGUCAGACGAUUGACAUCGGUAUUGAGAUCACAGCCAAUCAUUUCGGCUACUUCGAGUUCAGACUUUGUCCAAACAACGAUAUACAUAAAGCUGCUACCCAGGAGUGUCUGGAUCAACACCUGUUAACACUGCCAAACGCCGAUGGUACAAGGUACUACCUAGGAGGACGGAGAGGCACUGUCAAUCUGAAAGCAAAACUUCCAGAGGGUCUCACGUGUUCACAGUGUGUACUACAGUGGCGCUGGAAAACAGGAAACAGCUAUGGUUAUGCUCCUAACGGUACCUACUGCAUUGGUUGCGGUCUACAGGAAAUGUUCUACGGCUGUUCUGAUAUCUCAAUAUCCGGCGGAAGUAACGGUCACGUGCAACCUCAAAUUACCUCGAGACCAGUGACAUCUGCUCCGGUUCAGACUCCGAGGCCAGUCAUCAUAACACAGAAACCCUUUGUCUACACUCCGAGACCAACGCCUUCCCAUCCUGCCCAAACAAUGCGACCUAACAAUGGUAUAUUCUUUGGUCAGCCAAUCGGACAGACAAACAUCCAGGCCGGACAUACAGCCGGACAGACAAACAUCCAGGCCGGACAUACAGCCGGACAGACAAACAUCCAGGCCGGACAUACAGCCGGACAGACAAACCCCCAGACCGGACAUACAGCCGGACAGACAGUGAUCAGGUGUCGCGCUAUCAACCUCUGGGCCGGAGUUGCUCAGCUUGACCAAUGGUGUCUUGAUAACUGUCAGAAAGGAAACUGUCCGUCCGCUGCAUGUAAAUGUAAUUAAAACCAUGCACGUGUCAUUUAGGUGUGAUUAAAACCAUCCACGUGUCAUGUAUAGUGUGCUGUCAUUGUUGGCUACAUAACAAUCCUAUUGAGAGCGCAAUACAUUGAUUUUUUGUUGCUAUACUUAUCGGCAGCAUAUUUCAAUCUUACAUAACUUUACUUUAUAUUCUGGGCUAACCACUUAAAUCGCCUCAUUCUUUAUGGCAUAAUUAGCUUUCAAUGUUUUAUAAUUCUUGUUUAUGAUUGUUUUUUUUAAAUUAAUAUAUCGAAGUAGAGGUUUUCAGUAGAUAGUUGCAAAAUAAGGUAGAACUCCAAAUCCUAUUACGAUGUCUCGACGUAAUACUGUGUAUUAUUGUCAGAUAAACAUUGUCCUUUGGAAUCUAAAUAUAAGUGGUUAAACAAAGUUAAUUUUAUAUCUAACCAAAAAUUACAAAACAAAUAUUUCCAAUAAAAGCCACGUUUAUUUCUGGAAGAACUACAA